GAUAAAUCCUUUUAACAAUUGAAAAACUUGAUUCUAAUACUUGUCCUUCAAGUCGUUGUGUACUAUAAAAGACAUUUUUUACCCAGUAUCAUCAUUCACUCCUAGAAGUUUUAAAGAUACAGUACCAUGAGAGUCCUGUUGGUUUCCGCCCUUGUGGUCCUUGUGGCCCUUUCUUCUGCCAAGAAAACAGAAGAAAAGAAACGUAGCAUCAUUGGAGAUGGCUCAAUAUACGGAGGCCACGGUCUUUCUGGACACGGAUACUCCAGCCUUUCUGGAUUAAACGGCGGAUACUCCGCUAACUUGGGAGGUAACGGCUUCUCCUCAUACAGCAGCUCUGGAUCCCUUGGUGGCGCUGCCGAUUUGUCCUACGGCUCUGGAGUAAGCUCUGGCUUUGGCUCAGGCCUCUCUCUUGGCGCUGGUUCUUUGAACAUCGGCUCCUCCUCCGCCGGUUUGAGUGCUGGAUCCUUGGAUCUUGGUGCAUCUUCUGCUGGUUUGUCCACUGGAUCCAUCGGUUUUGGUGCUGGUUCCAUCGGAGCUGGUUCUUUAGAUCUUGGUGCCUCUUCUGCUGGGUUGAACGCGGGCUCUUAUGGUUUUGGAGCUGGUUCCAUCGAAUCAGCCGGUUUGGGAUCUUUUGGUUCCGGAUACAGUACAUACUCUUCUGGUCUUUCCGGAGGACUCGUAGCUGGUGAUGCCGGUUUGGCCACCGCUGGUUUGGGUCUUGGAUCUGCCGGUCUUGCUACUAGUGGAUUUGCCUCUGGAGUAUCCAGUGGAUUUGGCGCCGGUAUUGCCACCGGAGUUCAUGGAGGUGAAACUACCCACACUUCCACCAGGAAAAUCACUCAACACGUCAAAGUACCAGUCAACCAACCCUUCCCAGUAACUAUCACCAGGACCGUGAAGGUACCACAACCCGUCCACGUACAUGUUACCAAACACGUACCAGUUCCAGUUCAACAACGCGUCACUUACAGCGUACCUAAACCAUACGCCGUCAAUGUACCAGUGCAAGUACCAGUAGCCGUUAAAGUAAACUACCCCGUCGAAGUACCAAAACCAUACGCCGUAGUCGUAACCAGAAGAAUCGAAGUACCAAUCGAAAAACCAGUCAUUGUACGUGUACCACACCAAGUACCAGUACCAGUCGCUAAACCAUUCGCUGUCAGAGUACCAACUCCAGUAGCCGUCAAAGUACCACAAAGAAUUGUCGUCAAAGUACCACAAAUUGUCAACUCUGGCGUACAAGCUACCCGCAGCCAAUCCGGACAUCUUAACUUAACCCCACAAGUCAGUGUACGUCAAGGAGCACCUUUCGCCCUUAACGCUGGAUACGUACCAACUCCAGUAGCCGUCAAAGUACCACAAAGAAUUGUCGUUAAAGUACCACAAAUUGUCAACUCUGGCGUACAAGCUACCCGCAGCCAAUCCGGACAACUUAACUUGACCCCACAAGUCAGUGUACGUCAAGGAGCACCUUUCGCCCUUAACGCUGGAUACGGUUCCGGUCUCGGAUCCUUCGGAUCUGGACUCUCCUACGGUUCUUCUUAUGGAUCAUCCGGACUUUCUGCCGGAAUCGCCGAUUCUGGUAUCUCUGGAAUCAGCUCUGGAUUCGAAAGUGGUUUCUCUGGAAUCAACAGCGGAAUCUCUGGAGUCAACUCUGGAUACGAAAGCGGUAUUUCUGGAAUCAGCUCCGGAAUUUCUGGAAUCAGCUCUGGAAUUAACUCGGGAUUCGAAAGUGGUAUCUCUGGAAUCAGCUCUGAAAACGGAAUUGGAUACGCUUCCGGUCUCGGAUCCUUCGGAUCUGGACUUUCCUAUGGUUCAUCAUACGGAUCUGCUGGAAUCAGCAGCGGAAUUUCCGGAAUCAGUAGUGGAAUUUCUGGAUACGAAAGCGGUAUCUCCGGAAUAAGCUCUGGAAUCAGUUCCGGAUACGAAAGCGGAAUCUCCGGAAUCAGCUCUGGAAUCUCUGACGCUUCCUAUAGUUCUGGAUCCCUUUUGUCGUCUGGACUGGGUAGCGCUGACUUAUCUGGAAUCUCUGGCGGUUUUUCAGGCAUUUCCUCCGGAGUUGCUUCUGAUGUCUCCUAUGGAUCUGCUAGUUCUGGAUUCGGUUACAAUCAUCACCAAGUAGCCCGUAGCACCAACAAUGACAAAAAACAUUAAAUCUUAUAUUUGUAAAUUAAUAAAUCUU
This is a messenger RNA of Brassicogethes aeneus, 2182 nucleotides long. The record is from the annotation of a GenBank genome assembly. NCBI's taxonomy places the organism in Eukaryota, Metazoa, Arthropoda, Insecta, Coleoptera, Nitidulidae.